Messenger RNA from Quercus robur (English oak), 1641 nucleotides. RefSeq names its product monocopper oxidase-like protein SKU5. The transcript is spliced from 8 exons. The record is from RefSeq and is a predicted model, not a curated record. Gene Ontology annotation, molecular function: copper ion binding; oxidoreductase activity. NCBI's taxonomy places the organism in Eukaryota, Viridiplantae, Streptophyta, Magnoliopsida, Fagales, Fagaceae.
AUGACACUCAUAAAGCCUCUCAGAUUUAUCACCUUGACAUUCCUCUACUUCGUGACUGUAUCAACCAUGUUGGUUUAUCCCAGUGAUCCAGAGAUUUUCUUUGAUUGGACAGUCUCUUAUACUCAACGUGCUCCUCUUGGUGUUAAUAAACAGGUGAUUGUGAUCAACGAUCAACUUCCGGGGCCACUUUUGAACGUGACGACCGAUAAUGUUGUUCAUAUCAACAUUCAUAACAACUUGACAGAUCCGUUUCUCAUGACAUGGAAUGGAGUGCAACUAAGGAGGAAUUCAUGGCAAGAUGGGGUGCAAGGGACUAACUGUCCAAUAUUGCCUGGUCAAAACUGGACAUACCAUUUUCAGGUUAAAGAUCAAAUUGGAAGUUUUUUCUAUUUCCCUUCACUUCAUUUUCAAAAGGCUGCUGGUGGAUUUGGUGCCAUUCAGGUGAACAAUCGCGCAGUUAUUCCUAUUCCUUUCUCUCUACCAUACCAAGAUUUCGAUGUACUUAUUGGUGAUUAGUACAAUGCAGACUAUCAGGUAUGCUUAGAUGUUGGGAAUGGUUUGCCCAUGCCAGAUGGAAUCCUUAUCAAUGGGCUUGGACCUAAUGAAGCAACUUUUGACUUUCAACCAGGGGCUACAUACAGGCUUAGAAUUUCAAACGUGGGCUUGAAAACAUCCAUUAAUUUCAGAAUUCAAGACCAUUUGAUGAGGCUAGUUGAGACUGAAGGGUCUUACACCACUCAAGAUGAUGAGUAUGAUAGUCUUGACAUCCAUGUUGGCCAGUCUUACUCGGUCUUAGUCACAGCAAAGAACCAGACAAAUGGCACAUCCUACCCUAUCAUUGCAUCUUCUCGCUUUACUGAAAAUAUACUUGUUGGUCUUGGUGUCAUUCGCUACCCUGGCUCUGUAGCCUAUCCUUUGGGCCCAAUUUCCCCAGGACCAACUCCAUUUAACUAUACCUACUCCAUGUUACAAGCACAAUCCAUCAGGAGGAAUUUAUCAGUGGGAGCAUCAUGGCCAAAUCCGCAAGGAAGCUACUACUAUGGCCAGAUUAACAUCAGCCGUACACUCAUUUUAAAGAAUGGUGUUAUAUUCGAUGGACACAAGCUUCGCUACACAAUUAAUGGAGUCUCAUUUGUACAACAGGACACUCCCUUAAAGUUGGCUGACUAUUUUCGGCUUAGUGAUGUAUUUGAGCCUAACAUUAUGUUUGAUACACCUAAUGACAAUGUUCUUCUAGUUUUGGGCACCUCAGUUGUUGAUGCCAUGUACCAUGAUUAUGUGCAUGUGGUCCUCCAGAAUCCUCUUCAACAAAUACAAACAUGGCACCUUCUUUUCUCAACCCCUUUCAUGGGGUUUGGAACAUGGGAUGAGAGUAAGAAGGAAUCAUAUAAUUUAUUCGAUGCUGUUUCUCGCUCCACAAUCCAGGUAUAUCCACUUGCACGGACAGCAAUAUUGGUGAAGUUGGACAAUCAAGGAAUGUGGAAUCUCAGAUCACAAAAUGCAGAGAAUUGGUAUCUCGGGCAAGAGCUGUACAUACGAGUCAAAGGAAUUGGACAAGAUGACCCAUCAACCAUUCCUAUACAAGACGAAGCUCGGAUUCUUGAAAAUGUCAUUAAAUGUGGAAAAACCACUUCUCUAUAA